AUGAAAGCAAUGUCGACGGAUGCCAUUCUUUACAACUUGUACACGAUAUGGCUCUUCACAGCAAGCGAUCACCUCACCUUUGUGCUCCCACAAUUUUUCAUGGGUCUCUGCGGACUCCUUUCUACWGCUCUCAUCCCACGGACCAAAAGCGUCGAUUUGGCAACGAUAUUGCGCUGCUCGUUGGAGAUCUUCGCCUGGAACUGGUGCAACACUCUUAUAUUCACUCUGGCAAAUCAAGGAAGCAUCGAUGCAGCACGAGAAGACGCCGCCAACAAACCUUGGAGACCCAUUGCUGCAGGCCGAAUCUCGGYGGAACACACGAGAGGAUUGUUGGCAUCCUUGAUUCCCAUCUUUGGCAUCGUCUGUCAUCUUUGCCUUGGAGCCGUUGAAGAGACGGCAAUUCUCAUCUGUUUGACGUGGAUUUACAAUGACCUUGGAGCAUCGGACAAGAAUUUCAUCAUCCGCAACACCGUCAUCGCAACAGCAUAUUUCUUCUAUGGAAAGGGGUCUCUCCAGGUUGCGACCAGAGGGCUUGGAUUACUUCUUCCCGACUCUGCAGUAAGGUGGUUGUUCGGGAUCAGUUUGAUCAUCUUCUUCACCAUGUCGGUGCAGGAUUUGAAGGACCAGUCGGGAGACAGAAUCAAAGACCGGCGAACGGCGCCCUUGGUUCUGGGAGAGAAGCUGGCAAGAUGGAGCAUCGCGCUUCCAGUAGUGCCCGCCUCGACAAUCUGUUGUAUGUGGUGGAAUUGCUCUCGGAUGACGGCAAUCGCUUGCACAAUGUUUGGACUUGUCGUCGCUGGCCGAGUGGUUGUGUUACGAGGAUUCGAAGCUGACCGUUUGACUUGGAAGCUGUGGGCAUUCUGGUUACUUGGGCUUUACGCAUUACCGCUUGCUAGUGGGCCCGUUAGCUGA
This is a messenger RNA of Ramularia collo-cygni, 912 nucleotides long. RefSeq lists its product as uncharacterized. The transcript has a single exon. Gene Ontology annotation, molecular function: transferase activity, transferring alkyl or aryl (other than methyl) groups. Lineage: Eukaryota; Fungi; Ascomycota; Dothideomycetes; Mycosphaerellales; Mycosphaerellaceae. The coding region runs from base 1 to 912 and encodes 303 amino acids. The record is from RefSeq and is a predicted model, not a curated record. Gene Ontology annotation, cellular component: membrane.